AUGAGUGUUUAUAAUGAUCAUAAUUGUUCUAAAAAAUACUACUGCUUCUGUAAGGGUUGUGAAAUAGCUUUAUGUGAUAAAUGUAUUGAUUAACAUGAAGAGCACUAACAGUUUAUAGUUGAAAAAGAUUAGUUGAUAAAAUAACUUGUUGAAAGUAAGAAUAAAUAUUACACUUUUACAGAGAAGCUCAUUACAGAUAUGAAAUAGACACUUAUGUAUGCAGCUUCUUUGUUUGAAUUUGAUGUUAAUUAUAUCAACAAUAUGAUUAAACUAUUUGUUGACUAUGAAGACUAGCCAUAAAACAGGAAAAAGCUAACAGAAGAUAUAGAAAAUUUUUUACUUGGAUCUUAUAAAUCAAAAGUUAGUUUAAAUGAAGUCUAUAUUGAAAAUGUUAACAUUAAAAGCUUUAUUAAUCCUAUUAAAGAAUCUUUUUAAUCUAUCUCUAAAAACUAUCUUGAAUUCUAUAAAUCUAUGAGAAAUAUGGAGCUUUUUAAGAUCAACAUCAAAAACAUUAAUUCCAAAAUAUUAAAUAAGAAGAAGAGCUCUGGCAUUAAAAUCACAGAUAAAUCGGAAUUAAUAUAAUAAGAUAUUUUAAAAGGAAUGAGAGUCUAAGAUAUAGUUGAAAAAUACAAUGUUAGUUCAAGCACGGUUAGUAAAUACUUAAGACUAAUGAAUAGAAACGACGAAGACAUGAAGAGCUUCAAAUACUCUGAUGAAUAUAAAGAGCUAUAAAACCUCUUCAAAGAAGAUGAUGCAUUUGAAUAAGAGCUUUUAGAAAAAAAAGAAGCUGAAAAUUUAAAGCUUGCAAAAGCUUCCACAUCUGGUAAAAAAAAGGGAAGAAAAACUAAAAAAGAUAUUUUAGAAAGUACAGGUAAAAAGAAGGUUUGCUCAGAUAAUGGCAGUGAUAACAAUUCAUCAGACUCUAUUAAAAUCAACAAGAAAGAGGAAAAGAACAUCUCAAAAGAUCAAAAUAAAAUGAUUUAGGCUCAAUUAAAUGAACUUAUUAACUAGUAUUAGCCUUAAAUAUCCCAACAAACAUGCUCUUAAAAUAUUUAAGGAUCAUUAAAAUAAGCUGUUUUGUUGCCAAAAGAAAUGAAUUUGUAGCUGAAUUGCAGUGAAAAUCAAAAUAAAAAUUUACCACAAUCAAGCAAUUAAAAUUUUACUAAUCAAACAGUAGAAAAUUCAAUUUAAAAUGAUCCCUGUAACUUAUAAAUUUAAGAUUAGCAACCAAAUAACAACAUUAAGAGUUUAAAUGAUUUUAGGGUAAAUCCUCUCUUAAAAUUGAGAGAGCAAGCUGAUAAAGUUAAAUUGAGUAAUCAUAUGCUGCCUUUUUACUACAAGUAACAUCCAUCUUUAGGGAUAACCUUUAAAAAUUAGCUGAAUUUCUAUUCAAUAGAUGGUAAAAAUAGUUAGUUAGGUUAGUACAAAAUAGAGCAUUCUUCGAUUUACUAAGAUAAUUUUAUUAAAAGUAUUUGCAUACUUUAAUCAAGAAAAAUGAAUAGAGAUAUCAUAUUUAUGUAAUCGAUGAACAAUAUUGUAUUUAUAAUUGAUAGUACCACUUAUAACAUGAAACUCCUAUAAUCUGGAAUAGACUGCUUUGAUUUUUUUAGAGGUGCAGAAAACGAUGGAUAAAUCAGAAUGGGAAUUAUAGCAAAACAAGGGAUUAACAUAGUAAGAUACACUUAUAAAGUUGAAAAAGAUAAAGAAUUGGAUUAAGAAUGGAUUGAUAAAAGAGUUUUAUGUUAAGUAAACCCAGUUGAAUUCUUAGAACUUAAUAAAAUCGUAUUAUUUUUCUCUGGAAAUACAAAAUUUCUUUCUUUUUUAUGUAAAAAUGGCAUAUUUAUAUACAAGUAAGAUAAACAAGACCUAAAAUAUAACAAAGUGGAUUUUAUUCAAGAACCAGGAGUUAUAUUCAUUAAACCAAGUCCUAAAUCAUUUAAAAUGAGUAACAAUGUAAAGUAUAAUUUGUUUGCAGCCUCUUAAUCUUAGCUUAUUAUGUAUUCAGCAACUUAAAAUAUAUGUGAGAGAAUAUCCCUUUAGAGGGCAAAUGAGACUAUCAAAGAUUUUGUUGUGACAUAUAAUUCGAAGUUAAAUAAAGAAUAUGUAGUUGUUUCGUAUUCAAGAAAUAUUAUUGUAAUAGUAGAUAAAUAGCUUGGGAAAAUUGAUGUUAGCACAGAAUCUGAUAUUAAGAGUAUUUAAGUUUUUUGGGUGGACACAACUAUGCAGCUUUGCUACUAGACAGUUUAGGACGAUGCUAUGAAAUUUAAUAUUGAAUAUUUUGAAUUUUGA
Messenger RNA from Tetrahymena thermophila SB210, 2289 nucleotides. RefSeq lists its product as hypothetical. The record is from RefSeq and is a predicted model, not a curated record. The transcript has 4 exons. NCBI's taxonomy places the organism in Eukaryota, Ciliophora, Oligohymenophorea, Hymenostomatida, Tetrahymenidae.